AUGGCAUCAAAACUGGCUCAAUAUCAAAAGCAUCGUAUGGCUGAAAAUUAUUUGGUCAUAUGGGUCGAUGGAAAUAUCGACAUGGCAAAUCAAGAUUGCCAAAAUACAAUGGAACAGUUACGUGCUGUCGUCAAUCAAGUUACUCCAUGUGAGACAGCUGAACAAUGCAUACAACAGCUCACAGAAAAUCAAGAGGAGAUCUCAUUUGUUAUCUCCUCAGGUGCAAUUGGACAACACCUGGUACCAGACAUUCAUGAUAUGGCAAAAUUAAAUGCCAUUUUCAUAUUUUGUGGCAAUAAACAACGGCAUCAAGUAUGGGCGCAAAAUUGGCCGAAAAUUAAAGGUGUUCACACAACAAUCAAACAUAUUUGCGACAAAUUGGCAACAGCAAUCAAACAAUAUAAUCAAGAUCACAUGUCGGAAAUACUCCUUGAAAUCAAACAUGAACAACAAGCCGUCCAAGAUUUGGUCAUCUACUGCCAAGAACAAUAUCAAGGCAAUAAAAAGGAAAUCAAAAUUAUUAAAGAAUUUCAACGUACAUAUCAAGCAUCCAACGCCAUUUGGUGCACAAAUCCAGAUGUCUCCCUUGUUUUCGCCAAAGAAGCCUUGAAAAUGACUGAUAUGGUUGGAAUUUUAUUCCAAAUAACCAUUGAUCCUACAGCAUCAUCAACUCCAUUCGCCUCCAUUCAGGAGGUGAGCUAUUAUAAGGAAGAAGAGGAAAUUCUCUUCACCAUGCACACCGUCUUUCGUAUUGGUGAAGUGCGAAAAAUUGACAACAAUCGUGCACUUUAUCAAGCCGAUCUUAAACUUACGUCAGAUGAUGAUCCACAACUUCAAGAAUUAACUGACUUUAUACGAAAAGAGGUCAGCGGCACCAGAUGGCGUCGAAUGGGGCAAUUAUUAUUCAAAAUAGGUCAAUUCGACAAGGCCGAAGAACUAUAUCUGGCACUACUAGAACAGCCAUCGGAUCAUAGUGAUAGAGCACAUAUCUAUCACCAGCUUGGAGUGAUGAAAUACAGCCAAGGACAAUACGAAGAAGCAGUUGCGUUUUACGAACAAUCUCUGAAAAUCGAGCAAAAAACUCUUCCGAAAGAUGAUCCUUCAUUAGCUCCUACGUACAACAACAUCGCUGCAGUGUAUAAUAAUAUGGGUGACUACUCCAAAGCACUUGAAUUUUACGAAAAAUCACAUGAAAUCUACGAAAAAGCUCUGCCUACGAAUCAUCCCGAUUUGGCUAAGUCCUACAACAAUAUCGGUCAAGUGUACAACAACUUGGGUGACUACUCCAAAGCUCUUGAAAUCUAUGAAAAAGAUCUCCAAAUUAGGAAGAAAGCUCUGCCUCCAACACAUCCUGAUUUGGCUAUUUCCUACACUACAAUCGGUCAAGUGUAUAAUAACAUGGGUGACUACUCGAAAGCACUUGAAUUUUACGAAAAAUCACUUAAAAUAAAAGAAAAAUCUCUGCCUCCGAAUCAUCCACGGUUUGGUAAUUCAUACAGCAACAUCGGUCAAGUGUAUAAUAACAUGGGUGACUACUCGAAAGCACUUGAAUUUUACGAAAAAGAUCUAGAAAUCAUACAAAAAGCUCUGCCUGCGAAUCAUCCCUCAUUGGCUACUUCAUACAGCAACAUCGGUGGAGUGUACAGCGACAUGGGUGACUACUCGAAAGCACUUGAAUUUUACGAAAAAUCACUUGAAAUAAAAGAAAAAUCUCUGCCUCCGAAUCAUUCACGGUUUGGUAAUUCAUACAGCAACAUCGGUCAAGUGUAUAAUAACAUGAGUGACUACUCGAAAGCACUUGAAUUUUACGAAAAAGAUCUAGAAAUCACAAAAAAAUCUCUACCUCCGAAUCAUCCACGGUUGGCUACUUCAUACAGCAGCAUCGGUCAAGUGUAUAAUAACAUGGGUGACCACUCGAAAGCACUUGAAUUUUACGAAAAAGAUCUAGAAAUCACAAAAAAAGCUCUGCCUUCGAAUCAUCCCUCAUUGGCUACUUCAUACAGCAACAUCGGUGGAGUGUACAGCGACAUGGGUGACUACUCGAAAGCACUUGAAUUUUACGAAAAAUCACAUCAAAUCUACGAAAAAGCUCUGCCUUCGAAUCAUCCAGAUUUGGCUACUUCGUACAACAACAUCGGUCAAGUGUAUAAUAACAUGGGUGACUACUCGAAAGCACUUGAAUUUUUCGAAAAAUCACUUAAAAUUAAAGAAAAAGCUCUACCUUCGACUCAUCCUGACUUGGCUACUUCGUACAGCGACAUCGGUCUAGUGUAUAAUAACAUGGGUGACUACUCGAAAGCACUUGAAUUUUACGAAAAGUCACAUAAAAUCUGCGAAAAAGCUCUGCCUUCGAAUCAUCCUGAUUUGGCUACUUCGUACAGCAACAUCGGUCAAGUGUAUAAUAACAUGGGUGACUACUCGAAAGCACUUGAAUUUUACGAAAAAACACUUAAAAUCGACGAGAAAACUCUCCCUCCGAAUCAUCCUCAUUUGGCUAUUUCAUACAGCAACAUCGGUCAAGUGUAUAAUAACAUGGGUGACUACUCGAAAGCACUUGAAUUUUACGAAAAAGAUCUGGAAAUCACAAAAAAAGCUCUGCCUUCGAAUCAUCCCUCAUUGGCUACUUCAUACAGCAACAUCGGUCAAGUGUAUAAGAGUAUGGGUGACUACUCGAAAGCACUUGAAUUUUACGAAAAAUCACUUGAAAUACAAAAGAAAGCACUGCCUUCGAAUCAUCCCUCUUUGGCUGUUUCCUAUCACAACUUCGGUUCGGUACAUGAAAAAAUACUCAAAGGCAAGUCAAUUUUAUCAACGUGCUGUUGAAAUUGCACAACUUUCACUACCCUCAAAUCAUCCACACUUACAGUUGUAUAAACAGUGUCUUAACGAUGUAAAAAAGAAAAUGUAAUUUGUUUUUUUUUCGAUUUGCUGAAUAAAUUUAUUUGAAUUACAAUUGAUUCUCGCGUACGCGCGACCAGGAAAACUCCCUGUAAGCCCGCAAUGGGUACACGCAGAGCGGACCACACCGGACUGGUAGGGCAUGAUCAUAGGUGUGACGUACGUAAACGGCGACAGGGACCUACGAACAGACGGCCUUCCCGAGUACUCCACUGCUUUCGCCAACAUAGGCACAAGAAAUCUUCCUGGGUCAGAUUACGAAGCCAUCUGACGGGCUGUGAUAUAAAAUAGUAUCUAUCUCCCUCUCUACAGAAUAACACAAGUAUGAAAGAAAAAAAUAACUUGAAAAGUUCUAGUGGCCAAUAGAACUUUUCAACUUAUUUAUAAAUUUUUUAUCCCAAUACGAAAAUAAAAAAGAAACAACAUACUCUAUUUAAGAUUGAAAUAUAUAUAUGUAUAAAUAUCAUAAUUAUGUACAUAAUUGUAUCUUGCACCUCCUGAAAAAAAAAUAAGAUUUAUGAGAAUACUUAUUCAAUCUAUUGUUGAUACAAUAGAUCGAUUGAAUUGAAUGAUUUUAGACAAGAAAAUCAUUCCUUAUAUAGGAUAUUUGAAAAACAUGAACUAUCAUUCAAUGAUAAUGAUUAAUAGAUAAUCAUCGACAAUCAAUUUAUCGUCAGUCGACGAUGAAUAUGUACUUAUUCUAUUUACAUUACAUUCACAGCCGUAACUCAAUGACUAAAAAAAAAAAGAAAACAAAAACAAUUCAUUUCAAUUAGAGAUGGGCCGUCAGACGUAAUAAGCGUUAUACGUUCAUUAUCGUAUCGUCGUAAGUCGUAACAGAACAGAAAAAAAUAGUUGUAAUGUAAACGAAUAGUCGUAAAGAAAAGCGACAGAACGAAAGAGAAGUCAUAUACUAAGCGGCGUAAUGAACGUCUUGCGUUCGUUACGCGUUAUGAUAUAUAACGAAAAUUGGAACAAUACGAAAGAAACGAUUAUAGCAUAGCACACUAUAUUUUAUUCGGAGUUUGCUACCUAACAUAAAACUAGAUUAAUCAAUGAUUUUCUAUUCUUGGAAUAAUAUUUUUCUCAUAUUGUACCUCUUAAUAAUAAAGAAUACAAAGGUUUCUUCUAUAUUUUAGUUGUAUUUUUGUUAAGACUUCGGUUAAGUGCUUAAGAAGUAAUACAUUUUCAACAGUUUUUUUGAGUGGAGCCAAACU
This is a messenger RNA of Rotaria sp. Silwood1, 4115 nucleotides long. Lineage: Eukaryota; Metazoa; Rotifera; Eurotatoria; Philodinida; Philodinidae. The record is from the annotation of a GenBank genome assembly.